GACGCGUUGAAUUGUGGGCAGUCAUUGGUCCUCCGAGCACGGUCUCCAGGUCCUCCAUUGGAAAAGAUGGCUGCUUCGGCGGCAGCGGCGGGUUCUCUCCCUGGGUUAUGCCCAAGCUACGCCGUAAUAUGCUCUUUCCUAGAGCGGUAUGGACCCUUGUUGGAUUUACCGGAGCUCACAUUUACUCAGUUGGAGCGGUAUUUCCUGGACACAUCUUCAGUUCCGAAGCUCUUGGUGGACCUGCACGUGAAGUUGCUGAGGAAGAUCGGCAAGUCAGUGUCAGCAGACAGAUGGGAAAAGCAUCUUGUGAAGAUAUGUCAGGAAUUCAACUCUUCUUGGGCUUGGGAGCUGGAAGAGAAAGGAUACAAGGACAUGACAGUAGAAUGCAAGACGGGAAUCCUCAAAUAUCUUUGCGAGAGCCAGUUUGAUGACAAUGUCAAGUUCAAGACAGCAAUCAACGAUGAGGAUCCAGAAAAGAUGCGACUGCAGCCGAUUGGCCGCGACAAGGAUGGCCUGAUGUACUGGUUUCAGCUGGACCAGGACAACAACGUCAGGGUUUACGUUGAGGAGCAGGAUGACCUUGACGGGUCUUCUUGGAAAUGCAUUGUCAGGGAGAGAAAUGACUUGGCUGAGAUUUUGGCGUUGCUGAAGACUCAGAUUGACCCUUCGCUUUUGACGAAGAAAGAGGGAGAGGAGGGCACUCAAGAUGAAAAUGGUGGGGUAAAAAAGCUUGAGGACAGCUCUGAAGAUGAAGAGGACAUGGUAUGCAAGGCUACAUCUGGUGUCGUCGUGACCAAAACAGAGAGCAAAGAAGAACCCUCGCCGAACAAAGAAGCCCAAAUGGUUGUUGCAAGUCCCAGAUCGCCAUCGAAUGACGUCAAAGUUGACCGAACGGAAUCCACCGUCCAACCAGAGAUACCCGACGGGGACGAAAACAUCUCCACUAACAGACCGGCGAUCAAAGAAGAGCCUAUGGAAGUGGUCACAGACACAAACGCAAAGGAACUCCUUUUGGAGAAGCCGUCUGUGCCGUUGCAGACGGAAACCGGCGAGGAGGAAGUCAAGAAGAAGAGCGCGGAGGAGCUCCAGAGGGCGAUGAAGAACGACCAGCAGGCCAAGAUCCCCCUGAAGAAGAGGGAGAUGAAGCUAAGCGAGGACUUCGACAACAGCGGCAGCAGCAUCAUCGUUCGAAAUCCAUCCCUUCCUCAGGUCAAAGAUCCGCAGAAAGUUGACGAGUCCGGUAAAGAUGCGGCGGUGAAAGACACACCGGUUGACCAGGUUAACGGCAACUCCCAGCAUCCCACCGACGCAAGUUUUAAUAAUAACAACGGGUUGAAAGAAUCUCCUCAGAAGGACAGAGAGACGCAGAAAGACUCGGCCGAUGAGAAGCCAACAGUGGCUGCAUCCGGCCGUGAAAGUGAGGUAGCUGAAGCCAAAGAUAAAAACUUGCCCAAACUGACCACAGUCGGGGACCGGGCAGAAGACAAACAGAAAGAGUCGGCGAACGACAGUGAGGAGGCCAUGGAAGUGACUACGUCGAGCGGAUCGGACGCCCAGAAUGAGGCAGCGGAGACAAAGGCAGACAAGAAAAACCCGGAAGCUUUGGUCAAAACGAAGGAAUCGAAGGAAUCGAUCCCUAAUGAGGCAGAGUCUGCGUUUGCAAAGCCUUUACCUCCGUCUAAAGACGAAGAUACACAUCCGCCCGGGAACUCAUCUGAUGUUAAGAGGGAAGAAAGACAAAAUAAAUGCAAAGAGGCAGAGGUUGCCAAGGCUGAUGUCGACGACAAGGCAUCUGCAUCUGUAAAAACACACACAACAUCCCCACCCAACACUUCCCGGGAACCAGAGGGAAAGAAAGAAACAUCUGUGUUAACUGUCCCUGGAUCCCCUUCAAAGUUGGAGGACCCCGGAAAAUCCAAGGAUAAAGUUGCCUCGAAGGAUUCCAAACCCGCUGAAAUCAAAGACACAGAGAAACCCACCCUCAUGACAGAGAAGCCACCCGACUGCGAAAGAAUGGAAGUUUUCACUAAAGAAACCAAGAGACCGGAGCCCAGUACAGAUAGACCAGACGGCUCUAAGCUCUCAAAGACGGCAGUGCUCAUUAAGGAGGAUGAGGCACCAUCGUAUAACAAAGAAAGCAGAAAGACCAUUGGUUUCAAACACACAGAAACGUCUUCGGUUAUUCAGCAGACAGAGAUCCUGACACAGAGUAAAAACACAGAGAAUCUAGACAGCACUAAAGAGACUAGUACCUCUUCGGUAAUUAAAAAGGCAGACAAACCACCUCUUGAGAAAGAUACGGACUCCCCGAAUAACGGUAAAGAGAAAGGAGAACAUGCGGUCUUAAAAAAGAUAGGAAAAGAAGAGGGAUCGAAACCAAUAGAGAGACGUGAGACGCCAGUCGUAACCAAGGAGACAUCGGAACGUUCUUCAGGCACCGACUCAAAGGGGAAGGAGGAGACAAACACUGACCCUAAAAAUAUUGAGAAACGAACAUGCCUUCAACUGGAUGAACAUAAACGUGCUGAGAAAUUAGCUCCCUCUGUCGCUAAGACUUCCAUAAAGGAUACAGAAACGAUGCCCACAAAGGAGACGGCAAAAACGUCCACAAAAGACAAAGAACAGACUUCAACAAAAGACACAGAAAAUGUCUCCACAAAGGACACAGAGAAAAUGGCAAAAACUUCUGCAAAAGACACAGUGAAGGAGGCGACAAAAGACAAAGAACAGACUUCAACAAAAGACACAGAAAAUGUCUCCACAAAGGACACAGAGAAAAUUGCAAAAACUUCUGCAAAAGACACAGUGAAGGAGGCGACAAAAGACAAAGAACAGACUUCAACAAAAGACACAGAAAAUGUCUCCACAAAGGACGCAGAGAAAAUAGCAAAAACUUCAGCAAAAGACGCAGCGAAGGAGGUGACAAAAGACAGAGAGAAGAUUUCCACAAAAGACACAGCAAAAGGGUCCACAAAGGAGACAGCGAAAACAUCUGCAAAAGACACAGCGAAGGAGGUGACAAAAGACAGAGAGAAGAUUUCCACAAAAGACACAGCAAAAGAGUCCACAAACGAAACAGAGAAAAUGGCAAAAACCUCUGCAAAAGACACAGCCAAAGAGGCAACAAAAGACAGAGAGAAGAUUUCCACAAAAGACACAGCAAAAGAGUCCACAAACGAAACAGAGAAAAUUGCAAAAACCUCUGCAAAAGACACAGCCAAAGAGGCAACAAAAGACAGAGAGAAGAUUUCCACAAAAGACACAGCAAAAGAGUCCACAAAGGAGACAGAGAAAACAUCUACAAAAGACACAGAAAAUGUCUCCACAAAGGAGACAGAGAAAACAUCUGCAAAAGACACAGCAAAGGAGUCCACAAAGGAGACAGAGAAAACAUCUGCAAAAGACACAGAAAAUGUCUCCACAAAGGAGGCAGAGAAAACAUCUGCAAAAGACACAGCGAAGGAGUCCACAAAGGAGACAGAGAAAACUGCGAAAAUAUCUGCAAAAGACACAGAAAAUGUCUCCACAAAGGAGAAAGAGAAAACAGAGAAAACAUCUGCAAAAGACACAGCGAAAGAGUCAACAAAAGACAGAGAUAAGAUUUCUACAAAAGACACAGCCAAGGAGCCCAUAAAAGACAAAGGGAAGACUUCCACAAACAAACCCGAAAAACCCUCCAGCCCUAAGAAAGAAAAAACGGAAGCUUGUAAAGGCAGAUUGGAACUGGCAGAGAGAAAAACCGAUGUAGCUAAUGAAGCGAUGGCAGUCCCAACUGUCGAUUCGUGCCAGGUACCUCCCAAAACACCAGCUGCAGAGAAGGAAAGCAAGGAGUCAGUAGAAACAAGUUCGAAAAAGUCAAUUGACGAAAACACUACCAUGCAGAAAGACUCUAAAAAAGAACCUGUGAAGGAAGAUAAAAGCAAAACGUCGUCAGGAAACGAGGUUGCACAGGACCAAACUCCCAUGAACUGCGAGGAACCGUUAAAAGGACAAGGUACAAAAAAGAAAGAAGCAGAGAACACACCCUCUCUCACGACGACUGAAGGUGAGAAAGACAAAAACCAAGACUCAAAGGCGAGGGAAGACGCCAAGGCAAAGGGGUGUCCUAAAACCAUGAUCGGUGAGAAGAACGACGAGAAACCUUCAGCUGAAGCUGAGAAAUCGAGCGAGACAAAACCGGACGUGGCGUCGACGGAGGAUAAACCCAACAGGAAGACUGAAGACGAGGACAAGGAUGAAGAAAAGGAUCCUGAGGUGAAGGAAAAGGGUGCGGAAUGGGACAAAGGUUCAUCGGAGGUUCAGGAAGAAGGGAUACGUCUGAAAAUUAAGAUUCCAGCCCAUCGGAGGAAGGCAGACCUCCUGAGGGAAGAAAGGGGCGACUCGGAGUCGGACACGGGGGAGGGAAGGUCACUCAGGAGGUCUCCCAGGAUCUGCAGACCAACUCCAAAGGUGGUGGAGUUUCAGGAUCGGAAGCUGGAGAGGAAGCAGACUGCGCCCCGUGUGGAAAAAGGUGAGGAGAGGGAAGAGGAGGAGGUGGAGGAAGACAAAGAGAAGGGGGAGGAGGUGGACGACGAGGAGAAAACUCUUCAGAAAAAAACGAGGGAGAAAAAGCUUGAUGAAGAUGGCCAACCUAAGACCAAAGGACGAAAGCGGAGGAGGACCCGGUGGUCCAACACCCGAACGCGGCGCAAAAAGAAAGGCUCCGACGAAGAGGGCUCUGACGACGGGGACUACGAAUCCAGCGACGAGGACGACAGCGAGGACGAGGACGACAGCGAUGAAGAUUACAAGGUUGAGAGGAACCGAAAGAGGAGGAACAGGAACAGACAGAGGCGCAGUUCCGACGAGUCGACCUCUUCGGAUGACGAUCUUCCUCCUAACGAUGACCCCUGCAAACACUGUGGCCUCCCCAAUCAACCAGAGUUGAUCUUACUGUGUGACUCUUGUGACAACGGCUACCACACGGCCUGCCUCAGACCUCCCCUCAUGAUCAUACCUGACGGAGAAUGGUUCUGUCCACCCUGUCAACAUAAACAGCUCUGUGAUAGGCUGGAAGAGCAGCUGCUGAACCUUGACACCGCGCUGAAGAAGAGAGAACGGGCUGAGAGGAGGAAAGAGCGUUUGGUGUACGUUGGAAUCAGUGUUGAAAAUAUCAUCACCCCUUCAGUGGAGGUAGAGGAGGAAAAGGAGGAAGAGGUAAUCAAGGUAAAGAAAGAGGUGAAGAAGAGCAAGAGCUGGGGUCGAAGGUCAACAAGAGCGAAGAAGUCGAUAAGCUACAGGUUUGAUGAGUUUGAUGAGGCUAUUGAGGAAGCGAUCGAGGAAGACAUCAAGGAGGCAGAGGGUGGAGGAGCUGGGCGGGGUAAAGACAUGGCUAACAUCACAGGCCACCGGGGGAAGGACAUGUCCACCAUCCUGCAAGGGGAGGGGGGCAAGGAGAACGGCCGCCCGCCGCGUCCCAGCGCGGGCCAGCGCAGGAAGAAGCGUCGGCGUCUCAACGACCUGGACAGCGACAGCACCAUGGAGGAGGAGGAAAGCGAGGACGAGUUCCGUCUAAGUGACAGCACCGAGGAGGAGGAGUUUGUGGUUUCGGAGAACGAUGCGGAAAGCGACGUCAACUCCAACAGCGACGGUGGGAGCAACGGCAGCGGCCCGCGUCACAGGUCCUCCCGAACCAGGAAGCCCGUCAAACGCAGGAAGGGCGCUCGGCAACAGCCGCCCCGACGACGACGUCGACCGCGAGGCUACUCGGACGACGAGGAGGAGGAGACUGACGAAGAGGAGGAAGAAGAGAUAGCGACGGAAGGUUCCAGCGAGUUCAGCGACAGCGACCUAGACAUGAGCAGGCGACGUUCCCGCCGGAGUCGGAAAAAGCAGGUGAACUACUGCGAGACGUCCGAGUCGGAAGGCUCCAGGGCGGGCACCAACCGCAACAAGGUCACGUCUCGACGCCGCCUGGCCAGUUCCGACAGCGAAGCAAGCCUCUCCAAAGGCUCCGACAACGAGAGGAGGGUGAGCAGGAGGGCCGACUCGUCGGAGGAAGGGUCUCGCCAGAGACGCCGACGGCUCUCGCUGAAACGCCGGCGAGCGUCCGAGGACGACGACGACGACUCGGACGAAUCCGAGGAAGAAGAGAGGCCGGUCCGUAAGCGGGUGAACCGCAUCGACUCGGACGACGACUCGGACGAAGACAAGAAACAAGCACCCGAGCAAGAAGAGGAGGAGGAGGAGGGGGGGCUUGGGAAGGGGGCUACCCCGCUGGAAUACAACCUGGUGGAGUUACCCCCCACCAACGGACAGAGUCCCGUGAAGGGUCUGGAGGGGCUCAUGAACCGACCGGGGGCGGGCACGGCUAUGGGGGCUCCGGACCUCUUGGCUCACCUGGGGCCCAAGAACCUCAACGUCGCCACGCCCGUUGUUGCCAUAGCGCCCAACGGCCUGGUUUCCCAGGAGAUGGCGUCGCAGGAAGAUGAUGAGGACGACCUGUUGGGUGUCACAGACCUAGUGGACUAUGUUUGCAAUAGCGAACAGUUGUAAAAAGAUUUUUGUUUUUGUAGUAUUGUAUUUUUUUAUAUUGAUUUACUAUUCUAUUUGUUUCCCUCCAUCGACAUUCUGUACUUACACUCCAGUCCUUGUUGACCAUCCCAUAAUGGUCUUUCGCAGCAGUAUAUGAAUGAGUACAUGAGUGGACAAACAGGAAAGAUGAAGGGGGGGGGAGAUCUUUCUCACUCUCUCACUUCUUUCUCUUCCAGCGAGCUUGCACAGUCACCAGUGGCACCGACUCAUUCUGUUCAUUUCGACAACAGGCAUCACUAGAUGUGGAAUCCUUUCACCCACCGACGUAACUUCAGGUCGGACUCUGGACUAUAUGAUUCAGAAAUCAAUCUGGUCCCCAGUUUGAUUCUCUCCAGGACACUUCCAGGAUCACCUGGUACUUUUGCUUCCCAACAUGGCUGCCUCCCAACUGUCCUCCAACAGAGAUUAUGUCUCCCUCUGGUCUUGUUCCCCUGAGAAAUUCGUAUCAGUCUGGACAAGAAGACGAUGUAUGAUAUUAAUUAACUGUCUGUUUGUCUUAGUAGGAGAUAGAUCAGUGUUGUUUGUCCACACACGCCACUCUAAAGAUUUCAAAUGGAGAGAAUUGGCUUCAACAUGCAUUCCGUGGAUGGGUAAUUGGUUGUUUUGUAGGAUGAUGGCAAGAUUUUUUUUUGCAAUUUGCCCUGCAAUUUUAAUAUGUAGUUUACCGUUUUUUUGAGUGCUUAAAAUCAGAAGUAAAUCCCUGCAUUAAAUUAGACUAUUUAUUUUUAAGAAUUUAAUUCUGUAACAAUCAGUUGUUUGAUAAGCUUAAUCUUUAAUCAUUUUUCACUACUUUGUUUCUAUAUAUUGUUUGGAGGCUUGUGACUUCAUAAAGGUUAACUGGACACAGUCAUCUUUGAAACCUUAUUGUACAACAUUUUAAAGCGGGCGCUUCAGACUAAUAUCUAUAGAAGAAACCCUGAUCAAGUUCAGAAGUAACACGUCUAUGAAUCUCAGCAGUUUUUGUUUUUAGUUGUUUAAAUGUUGUGUUGUCAUAUUUGCGAUGUUUUACGUUUUUUUUUUUUUUGUUGCAAUCUAUUCACCAUCAACACAGGCAGCUUCAUGCAUUAUGCCAAAUUACAAGUUCCGUUUUGUAAACUUUAUUACCUGGCAGCAUACCAUAACAAACCUUCUUUAAAUAGAGGGACAGUGCAGUAUGUGACCAACUAGACUAGACCAUCCUCGCAUCAAAACUCACACUUGUACUGUGUGAGCACAUGCAUGUUUUAGAAGCAUUAAUUUAGUCUUUGUUUCUCUGUAUACAUUUAUUAAAUAUUAUUUUGUAAUUGCUGCCAAUACCAUCAGUGAGUAUUGCCUGGGUUAACGUUAAAAGGGUAUGAUAGGGAAAUAAAUGAUUGGGAAUAUACCAAAACUGCCAGCACUCGUUAGGCUACUUGUUUUGUUGUUUUUCUUCUGUCUUUUUUUAUAUAUAUAUAAAUAUAUUAUAAUGUGCUUUUUGUAUAUGAAAUCAUACAUUUGAAUUGUUUUCCUUUUUAUUAAAUUGUAAAAUAGAUAUUGUUUCCUCUGUAUCAAAUAUGGCCCGUGUCAGUUGAAACCUUGGAAAGGUCAGGUACUCCUGUGCUCCCAGACAUUGUUUUUAACCGACGCUCUGCGUCAAGUGUAAGUACGCUAAAGACCAUCACUAUUUCGACUUCCAACUCUGCAUUUUAAUACAAAAGGAGACAGUAUACUUUGUCUCUCUGUUUUUCUUUGUUUUGUUUUUUUUGUCAGAUCUGUAUGCAAUAUUCAGAGUUAUUUUUCCUUCAUUUUUCCUUCAUUUUAAGGUAGUAAGGCUAUUUACUACUGACUAAUGAACAGCAAACUAUGAAAACGGCUAUGGCGGAGUGAUAUUUCACAAAGUGUUUGGGGAAAAUGACCAAAACAACAAUAAGAACUCAACUGACCUCGGAUAUCAACGUGUGUGUAUAUCGUUUUAAUCAUGGAUAAAUAUAUCUGGCAAUU
Molecule: messenger RNA, 8532 nt
Organism: Hypomesus transpacificus
Lineage: Eukaryota; Metazoa; Chordata; Actinopteri; Osmeriformes; Osmeridae
Gene: rsf1a
Product: remodeling and spacing factor 1a
Exons: 16
Coding region: 67-6534 (2155 amino acids)
Biological process (GO): regulation of DNA-templated transcription
Cellular component (GO): RSF complex
Source: RefSeq, a predicted model, not a curated record